AUGGACGUGGGUUCCAAGAACGUAUUCCUGAGCUCCGUAGCGCAAGACAACGAAAGAGCUGCCGCCCUAAGUCUACAGAAUUCCUUUAGACUCCUUGCCCAGGUGAUUGCGCCAAUCAUCACUGGAGUCAUGGCGAACCGUGAUUUGCAAUGGGCAAGUUUCAUUCUGAGCGCGGUGACGAGAGUCGUUGUUAACGAGGGCGGUGUGCUUCUGCUGUUCUGGAAGGAUCGGCACAAAUUUGCGAUAUAG
Messenger RNA from Ogataea haglerorum, 249 nucleotides. RefSeq lists its product as uncharacterized. NCBI's taxonomy places the organism in Eukaryota, Fungi, Ascomycota, Pichiomycetes, Pichiales, Pichiaceae. Bases 1 to 249 code for a protein of 82 amino acids. The transcript has a single exon. The record is from RefSeq and is a predicted model, not a curated record. Gene Ontology annotation, cellular component: fungal-type vacuole membrane.